AUGAAGAUUGCGGACCGCACAUUUCUUAUAAGCGGCGGCGUGUCUGGCCUCGGUCUGGCAACAGCACGCGCGCUCCACCAACAAGGCGCAUAUGUCUCCCUGCUCGACCUCAACGCCGACAACGGAUCAACAAUCGUGUCUGAACUUGGCGCCCGCGCAAAGUUCUUCGAAACAGACGUCACGGAUACCCAGGCCAUCACCGCAGCAGUGCAAGGAACAGUCGCGUGGGUCAAGGAGACAGGAAAGCACAUUGGAGGCGUGGUAGCAGGCGCAGGCGUUGGACUGCCAGGCCUGAUCAUUGACAAGAAGAAUGAGCCGCUGAGCAUCGAGAGCAUUGAUUUCGUACUAAACGUCAACCUGCGAGGGACGCUGGAUCUGAUCCGUCAGACACUACCGCAUAUAACUACUGCGCCUCCUGCCGACGCCGACGGCUCCCGCGGCGUCAUCAUCAUGAUUGCGUCUUCGGCCGCCUUUGACGGACAAAUGGGCCAGGUCGCAUAUGCAGCUUCCAAGGGCGCCGUUGCAUCCCUCACGCUCCCUCUCGCUCGCGAUCUUUCAAAGUAUGGCAUUCGGGCGGUGACGAUAGCGCCGAGCAUGUUCGAUAGCGCAAUGACGCGCAUGAUGACCGACAAAGUCAGGAAGAGCCUGGAGAACAGCAUGGAAUUCCCAAAGAGGCCGGGACAAGCCGACGAAUUUGCGAGGUUGGUGGUAGAGUGCAUUGGUAAUGACAUGUUGAACGGAACCGUGUUGCGCUUGGAUGGCGCAAUGAGGAUGCCUGCCAGACUAUAG
Molecule: messenger RNA, 789 nt
Organism: Exserohilum turcica Et28A
Lineage: Eukaryota; Fungi; Ascomycota; Dothideomycetes; Pleosporales; Pleosporaceae
Exons: 1
Coding region: 1-789 (262 amino acids)
Molecular function (GO): oxidoreductase activity
Source: RefSeq, a predicted model, not a curated record